AUGGCAGACACACCAGAGGAAGUCUUGGGCUUUGUCAGGCCAAAACCACCACGCGCCUCCAUCUUCUUUGAUCUUCCCGCGACACCCCAUAAGCAGCCACAACAUGUUCAUAUGGCUCUAGACAGCAUCUCCCACAUGCUCAUGGAGGAAGAUAUUGUUGAAAAAAUCAUGUGCCAGUACCCUGAUAACCCGAUUCUCCUACAAGCCCAGCAGCCCUUCGCAGAAAUCCUCUAUGGUGCCUCCGACAUAGUAACAUCGUCUAAUGGCCAGGAGUUCUCGGCACCCAUCAUGCCUUCUUCUGCAUUGCUGCCCAGCCAGGACACUGUGGAACCCAAUAGCAUUGAAGGAAGCACCAGCAUGCAGAUGAUGUCAACAAUGGCAUUCUUGAAAGGCAUGGAAGAGGCCAGACUGUUCUUGCCCGGUGGAGAUAAUGAGAGGUUCGCCUGUAAGAAAAGGUUUCAUGAGGAUGGAGAUGUGAGGGAUAAUAACGUGGGCAGGAGAAGGAAGCAAAUCAUGAUUUCUGAAUCAGAGGAACAAGUCACCGCACGCAACUUGUUGGACCAGCUCGUGCUCAAGGACCAUGGCUUGGGCUCCGGUGCAACCCAGAAGCCCACAAGUGAGGUAAAGCAACAGAACAUAUGCAUGCAGGUGCCGCGCAUCAGGCGUGGCAUGGCGCAGAUGAUUGUGGUCGACCUAGAAACACAAUUGUUCCGAUGCGCAGAGGCGGUGGCCACCAACGACCGACACAACGCAGGCAGGUUGUUAGAGAUAAUCAAAGGACACUCAUCACCAACGGGGGACACCACAGAGCGCCUGGCUCAUUACUUUGCUGAGGGGCUAGAGGCACGUCUGGCUGGUGCAGGGAGCGAGCUCUACCUCUUACUCAUGACGGUGAAACACUCCUCCGUCGUGGAAUUUAUCAAGGCCUAUCAGCUUUACAUGGAUGCCACCUGCUCCACCAAGGUGGCGUUCCUCUUCUCCAACAAGACCAUUUAUAACAUCGCCGCGGGAAAGAGCAAGCUGCACAUUGUACACUACGGCAUCGGGGAUGGUCUCCAGUGGACAGACUUACUCCGCUGGUUCGCAGAAAGGGAGGGAGGGCCUCCGGAGGUAAGGAUUACUGGCAUUAACAGACCACAAACUGUAUUUCAUUCUGCCAAGCGGACUGAGGAGGCAGGUCACAGGCUAAUCCUUAGUGCACGCAAGCUUGGUGUGUCAUUCAAGUUCCGCGCCAUCACCGCAAAAUUUGAGACCGUCCGUGUUGAGGAUCUCGACAUCAAUCCUGACGAGGUACUCAUCGUGAACACCAUAUUUCAGUUUAGGACCCUAAUGGAUGAGACCAUAAUUGUUGAUAGGAUAAACCCAAGAGACCAGGUCCUAAACACUAUCAGGAAGAUGAAGCCAGCUGUCUUCAUACAUGGUGUAGUCAAUGCAUCAUACUGUGCGGCCUCCUUUGUAACACGUUUCCGCGAGGCACUCUAUAACUUCUUGGCGGGGUUUGACUUGAUGGAGGCCACUGUCCCACGAGACAAUAACUUGAGGGUUGUAGUCGAGCGUGACAUCUUCGCACGGUCCGCCAUGAACAUUAUCGCCUGCGAGGGUGCAGAUAGGGUGGAGCGUACUCAACACUACAAGGAUUGGCAAGUACGUAAUCAGCGAGCGGGCCUAAAGCAGCUUCCAUUGGAUCCUGACAUUAUUAGUGUGCUGAAAGCUCAAGUGAAGAAGCGCAACCAGAAGAAUUUUAUGAUCAACGAGGAUCACCAGUGGCUUCUGCAGGGAUGGAAAGGUCGUGUGCUCUCUGCCAUUUCGAUAUGGGCAGCUAAUAAUGUUACUAGCUAACUGUCACUCAACAUAGUUUCA
Molecule: messenger RNA, 1860 nt
Organism: Lolium rigidum
Lineage: Eukaryota; Viridiplantae; Streptophyta; Magnoliopsida; Poales; Poaceae
Product: scarecrow-like protein 33
Exons: 1
Coding region: 1-1839 (612 amino acids)
Biological process (GO): regulation of DNA-templated transcription
Cellular component (GO): nucleus
Molecular function (GO): sequence-specific DNA binding; DNA-binding transcription factor activity
Source: RefSeq, a predicted model, not a curated record